CCUGUUCAGGCGCGCGCCCGGGGGCGGGGCCGGUCAACGUCACCCCCCCCCCUCAACGCGCGGAGAUCUUCCGGAAGUUCCCGAAGAUUCCAGAAGUCGUCUUCCGGAAGACGGAAGGCGCAGAGUGUCAGCGCCCUGAUUGGGCAUUUAACGGAAGGCGUCUUGCGUUAACAAUAACAAUUGUACCCCCUCCCCUCGCCGUCGCGGCGACAAAACCUCGUUGUUGAGAAUUUUAUAUCAAAGUUCAAACUCUCCUGUUCUUCUCGCACGACCUUGACGAGACGACAGCGCCACCGCAGCGUCCACACACGGCCCAGCCCGGCGGCGUCCUUGCUUCCUCCGCCCUCCCUGCCCCCCGGCCUCGGCUGGGCGUCUCGCCCGGCUCAGGGCGCCGCUUCGCCCGCAGCUCAACCAGGCAAGCAGCCACGGCCACGAGACUCGCAAGAUAGAGAGGGAGGCGAGGAAGCGCGCGGGCCCGAGCGAGAGAGGCGCAGGAGCCGGGAAGAAGGGCCGCAUGGCGAACGCCGGCACUGGCACCGCCACCGCUACAGCGGCGCGGACACGCAGGCAGCAGGGCGGGCGGCGCGGCGGUGAUGGCGGUGGUGGCGGUGGUGGUAGGAACCGGCACAAAGGCGCCCAGGGGCAGGGCGCUGGUGGUGGAGCGAUGCGAGCCAAGCAGAAAGAAGUGGGCGGUGAUGUCGGCAGAGGCGCUGCUGCGGCAGCUCGGACCGGUGGCGCCGCGGCGUGCGACAGUGACAUGGGCAUGGAGUGGACGCAGAGCGGAACCCAGGUGACGGUGCGGCUGAGACCACGCGGGGGCAGUGCGGGUGGCGGGGGCCCAGGAGGGGGGGACCUGAGCGACCUGCACAAGGGGGCAACCUUCACGGACCACGCGUGUAUGGUGGCGCUGCCAGAUGGAGGUGAGUGGCGCUGUGAGCUGUACGGGGAGGUGGAGGCGUCGUGCUGCCGCGCGGAGGUGAAGGAGCGUGGUGGGGUGCUGCAACUCACCAUGCCCAAGCGCAUCCCGCUCUACACGUGGCCCGCACUCACCACCACGAAGAAGAAACCGGCGGAGGAGGUGACCGAAACAUCCGGUGUCUCCCCACCACGUCUCGCGGAAUCGGCAAAAUCGACCACCGGCAACGGCACCGGCAUCGUGCCCCACCGGUCGCUCGCCAGGGAAGCCGAGGAGACGGUGGCGGCUGUGGCGCCAGCACUGAUACCAUCGCUGGCUGAGGCAGCGCCGCCGGCAAGCGCCCCUCCCAGGCCUGUUGGGAAAAAAGGCGGCGGUGGUGGCAGCGGUGGUGGCAGCGGUGGCAAAGCUGCGGCGAAAGCGGCUGUACAGGGAGUGGUGGUGGAGGCGGCGGUAUCCCUGCCUACUGUGGUGGAGGACGCUGCGUCGACCGCCAGGCCGGACCUCACGCCGGUGUCCGCCGAUGGUUUCCUGACGGAGCCUGACACACAGGCCCCGGCGGGAGUCAAGGUUGAGGCCCCUGUUGAGACCACACCGGUUGAAAUCUCUGUAGAAACCCCUCUACCAACCCCAAUUGAGAGUCAGGUAGAGACCCCUGUACAAACCCCUAUGGAGAGCCAGGUGGAGAUCCCUGUACCAACCCCUAUGGAGAGCCAGGUAGAGACCCCUGUACCAACCCCUAUGGAGAGCCUGGUUGAGACUCCUGUAGCCACACUCGUGGAGAGCCAGGUAGAGACCCCUGUUCAGACCACUGUUGAGUCCCCUCUAAACACCCCUUUGGAAAGCCAGGUUGAAACCCCUGUAGCCACACUUAUGGAGAGCCAGGUGGAAACCCCUGUUGAGAGUGUGGGGCAGGACAUGGAGGUGGCAGUGGGGGACAGUCCACCUGUGAACACGGCUUUGGAUUCAGGGGGGCAGCCGCUGAGAGCACCAAGCGAGGGGAGUGGACCGAGCCAUCGCACGGUGGCGUCCUCGUCGUCACCGCCGUCGCCCCGGGGGAAGGAUUUGACGAGCGUGGAACCCGCACAGGAGGUGGCAGAGUACAGUCUGCAGCCCAAUGCAGCAGAGCUGAAAGCAGGAACAAGUCGAGUGGACGGGGAGGAGUUGGGGUCGUCGGUAUCAUCGGAGGCGGGGUGUGAGACCUUCAGCAGCCCACCUCUGAUGUGCACUGCCCCGGAGCCCCGGCGCGUGUCGUCCCUACGACACGGCUGGUACGAGGUGGGGGCGGACUCGGUGGGGGUGCAGGUUUACAAGCGCGACAUUGCGCCCAGCGACACGCACGUCAUCUUCCGCGACCACGACUUCACGCUCAUCUUCACCAGCAGCGACCGGAAGUUCUUGGAGAAGGAGGGCGUGGCGGGCAGUGGCCCCACCGUGUUCAGCUGGCAAGUGAAGCUGCGAAACGGCAUCACCCCCGACGAGUGCUCCUUCGUGAACCGGAUGGCGGUGGUGGAAAUAAAACUGCGCAAGAAGCAGAGCCAGAAAUGGGGCGCACUCGAGGCUCCGUCCAACCAAGGUGCAGUGGGAGGUGCCAGGGUGGCGUGCCCGGCGAGCGAGGCGUGGAAGACUGCGGCGCCCGCCGGGCAGCAAGUGGGACAGCCGCCGGCCGUGGGCCAGCUGGGCGAACCGCUCGCUGAGCCCAGGGCCAACCGCACCGCUAACGUCACCGCCAACGCGACGGCGACAGCGGCCGCCAGGGCCGCGAAUGGCGCGGAGUCCGAGAUGGAGGUGGCGGUGGUGCCGGCGCUGGGCUGUGCUCCGUGCGUCGGCAGCGGGGGCGCUGCUGCGGCGGCCCAGAGGACGCUGGAGCGCGGCGCGCCCCCGAUGGUCCGCUCCGGUCGCCGUGACGACGAUGAGGGGGAGGACGACGAGGAGGAGGGGGCGGUGGCAGGGGCAGCGGUGGCUAUUCGUUGUCACGUUGACGGGGACCGGGAGGCGGUGGAGGGCCGUCGCCACGGUUACACGGGGCUCAUCAACCUGGGCAACACUUGCUUCAUGAGCAGCGUCAUCCAGUGCCUGUCUAACACGCGCGAGCUCAGGGACUUCUUCCUUGACAAGGGCUUCGAGGCCGAGCUGAACAUGGAGAAUCCUCUGGGCACGGGCGGCCGCCUCGCCUCCUGCUUCGGCCGCCUGUUGCAUACGCUGUGGAGCGGCACGCAGGACGCCGUGGCGCCCGCCCGCCUCAAGUCGGUGGUGGGUGGCAAGGCGUGCCAGUUCACGGGCUACUCGCAGCAUGACGCGCAGGAGUUCAUGGCCUUCCUGCUGGACGGGCUCCACGAAGACCUCAACCGCGUGCGGCACAAGCCCUACACGGCCACCGUGGACUCGGACGGGCGGCCCGACGCGGUGGUGGCGGAGGAGGCGUGGGCGCGUCACAGGCAACGCAACGACUCCUUCGUGGUCGACCUCUUCCAGGGGCAGUAUAAGUCGACCCUUGUGUGCCCGGUCUGCAGCAAGGUGUCGAUCACCUUCGACCCCUUCCUGUACCUGCCCGUGCCACUGCCGCAGCAGCAGAGGAUGCUGAACGUGAACUUCUACUCUCGAGACGCCGCUUCUUCGCCGCGCGAGGUGACGGCGAGCGUUGACAAAGCGGCCAGGGUGUUGGAGGUGCUGGAUGCGCUGUCGGAGCAGACGGGUGUGGAGCGGGAGAAUCUGCGUCUCAUUGAGGUGUGCGGCUCGGCAUUGCGGCGCGUGCUGCUGCCCCCCCAGCCGCUGGACGUGCUGCCCGCGGGCAGCCGCCUCCUCUGCUUCGAGCUGCCGGCGCCAACGGGGCAGCACGAGCAGCUAGUGGUGAUGUCCGUCUCGCAGCGUCUCAUGGUGUCUGCCGUGCCGGUGCUCGCCUGCGCGUUCUGCCGCCAAACGCCGGGUCCUGCCGCCCGCCUGCGCCGAUGCACCAAGUGCUUCUGUGUCAGCUACUGCAACACUUCAUGCCAGAAGAGCCACUGGGAAGAUCAUCGUCACGUGUGCCGCCCGGAGCCCGUGGGCAGCCCCUUCGUGCUGGCACUGCCGGCCACGCGGCUCACCUACACCGCACUUGCAGAGGCAGCCAGCAGCAUGGCCAGGCUGUCGGUCACGGUGACGCCACUGCCCAGGGAGUAUCCUCCUCCCGUUCCUCCUCCCCGUGACUCCCCGAGCGACGACCACCCGGCCGCGCCGGCUCUCCCCUGCUCCUCCCACCCAAAAGCUGAAGCCGGGCCCAGGCCGACGGGGCCAGGCGAGGCCCAGGGCUCAGCGGAGCCUGACGGGGCCCGGGCCGCGGCACCGGCGGCGAUGUCCGCCGAGGGAGAGGAGACUGCGGCGAAGGGGGGGGUGGCACGAACAGCCGGAGCCCAGUUUCCAUUCGUGCUUCGUCUGGUGGAGAAUGGGAAGGAGUCGGAAAUCGAUGACAAAGGCGAGAUGCCUCUGGCACUCCCCGUCGACGCGCAUCUUGUGCUGGAGUGGAGGAAUCACGAGCGUUACCGCGACGCUGUCGCCGUGGUGACCCGGGAGAUGGGAGGGGCGACCGGCGGAGUUGUGACCCUGCAGCAGUGCCUGCAGCUGUUCACGCGGCCUGAAAAGCUGGCACCGGAGGAGGCCUGGUACUGCCCCGUGUGCAAGACCCACCGGCAGGCGUCCAAGCAGCUGUCUCUGUGGCGCCUGCCCAAUGUGCUCAUUGUGCAGCUCAAGCGCUUCUCCUUCCGCAACCUCCUGUGGCGCGACAAGCUCAACAGCAUGGUCGCCUUCCCCGUCAGGGAGCUGGACCUGAGCGAGUUUGGGGUGCGUGCCACGCGUGGCGGAGGCGGUUGCAGCGGUGGCGGCGGGGAUGGUGCCGGGGGGGGCGAGGGCCCCGGGGGUGGGGGACCCCCACCCGUGUACGACCUGUACGGAGUCAUCAACCACUACGGGGGCAUGGUGGGGGGCCACUACACGGCCUUCGCACGCCUGCCGCACGCUCACGACACGCGGCACAACCACAUCGGUUGGCGGCUGUUUGACGACAGCGCGGUGGUGGAGGUGGACGAGUCGGAUGUAGUGACCCGCCACGCCUACGUGCUGCUCUACCGGCGCCGCGACUCGCCCGUGCCACGCCCCUCCGCACCACCAGCCCCACACGCUGGGGUUGGUGCCAGCAAUGCCGGUACUGCCGGCGCCGUCAGCACCAGGGAUGAGGCGCCGGGCGGUGGCGCGGCGGAGCUGGCGGCGCUGUCCUCUGCCGGCGCCAGGCUGCGCGACCCGCCUGUCCAGCCCGCAGUGCCGGCCUCCCCGCUGGCAUUCACCGACAUGGAGGAGGUGGACUGAUGAUGCGGUGCGAGGAGGGCAUGGCGGCGGCGGCGGUCAGGGUGGUGGUGGUGCUGGACCGCGUUUCCAAGUCCCUCUUUCCAGUGGCAGCCACUGGACAUUUUCAGCGACAAAAAAAAGAGAGUUGGGUCAAAAUUUGCGAGGUCUGCGACAAACGGCGGCAACCGUGGGGGUGGACCGAGGUUGGGGUGGAAGGGGGCAGGGAAAGUUCAGCGGAAUAUUUUGACAUCUGUGGUUUUCAAUCGACGUAGAAAAUAAUUCCCCCCCCCCCUCUCCUUCGUAGUUUGAAGCGAAGGGCGUCGUCGCUCGGUCGUGCUCGUUCUGCGGCGUCGAUUGCGGAGUACCGAUCCACGAGAAAGCCCAGCGGCUCGACCACACCACCCACACAGGCUGGAAACGGCCCGAAGUUCCGGUCAUAAUCCGAUCGGUUCCUCGCGACGCGGUUUUGUGUCAAAUUCACUCGUCAGUAGCACGUGGCAGGGCUCCUAUUUUUGUUGCACGUCCAUCCCUAAGCUCUCCUUUGUUGCAUUGUGGGAAGUUUAUUCACUUUCCGCUAAAGGUCGCGGAUUGUAUAACACCACCGACUGAGUCCCCUUUAAUUUGAAUAUAAAAUAAGGUUGCUAAAUCGUUUAUUGUUUCUACCUAUUGGGUUUUCUAUUAUACGCAAACAUCGUAAUGUCAUUUAUCGUGGGGUAUCCGCAGUACGACACAUCGAAUACUACUGUAACAUAUUUGGCGGUGUUAAUGAUUAGUACUACAUUACCCUGUUUAAGCGCCACACGCUGUCAUUUGCUGGAGUUUGUUACAAACUUGUUUCUGGAAUCCUGAAGGUCAUAGAGAAACGGGGGUUGGUGGUGGCUCAGGCACGGGGGUUGUACAGUUGUGGGUGGCGUUGUCGUGAAAGGAUGUGGCGGUAUGAGCGUGGGUGUCACUGGUUGUAUCUGGAAUCCACAGCACUUCCCUCUGACUUCAGGACCUGUGGCCCGCCCCUCCGUGCCCCUUUUCGGCUGUGACCUCAAUGUCAGGCUACGUUGGGCAGGGUUAACCCGGAAGGGCGAACCGUAGAGGCGCUUCACGGGGAUGAACUCUUGCUCGUGCAAGUCUCCACAUCUUCCAAUCGUCCGGCACGAGUAGUGCGUGCGCACAGAGGAAGAGGAACUGAAGUCCCAGGAGCCGGGCUGCAGUCGGUUUGCCGUGCGUGGCUGUUUUGUAAGGGGUUGUUGGGAGCGCGUGGAGAGUUGGCACAAGCUCCUCUCAUCCAGAGCGACUCUGACCCACGUCCUCCUGCGUCGUGACAUCCAAUCUGUUGAGACCCUCGCCAACGCACUUGUGUCUGAUUGGUCGACUGAGCGCGACUUCCCUCGUCGCAAUUUUUUUGAUCUCCUGUGACCUCCGCCCCCCCCCUCCCAUGGUCGCUUGUGCGUCCUGGUCGCCGUGCGCCCGCCCAUCGGCUGUUGCGCAAUGUCGCGCGUUUAAUGCUAUUUUUCCACUGCACUACCGAACCUCGCCUGGACUGUGCCGAACCAACUUGGCGCAGUUCAAGAGGCGCCAGGUUUUUCCACUGUAGAAUCCGAGCCGUGUGCCGCCUAUUUCAAACGUAAUGGACAAUUCGAAGAGGCAUGUAGAUGAGGCGGUGAUGCUGUGUUUUGAGUUGCACUUCUGUUGCCCCUGGCCCUGUUUGGCACCAAGCUGGAUUCGGAUGUUUUGCAAGGCCAGAAUGAUCGCAAUUUGGUUUUGACUCGACAAACGGCAAGUGGAAAAACGACCCCUGUACCACGAAAGGCCUUGCGCCGGCUCGGUUCGGAUGUGCCAAUGGAAAAAAUACUUACGCUUAACGAUUAUAAAAAAUACAAACCCCACACGGUUUUCUUCGGGGAAUGAGUUUGCACACUUGUUGCACUGCAUGUACAGACGAGACGAUAGCGUUAAUAAUUAUGAGAGGUGAAAAAGAAGUGACUCCUCUGUUUCCACUUUGUGGGAGACGUGUGUGUGUGUGUGUGUGCCGUGCUUGCGUGAAGGUUGUUUGCGUGCGUGAGUUGAUCCUGCAGCUCUUGUGCCCCAGGCCUUCUUUACCCAGCUCCUAGCAUUUCUCAAAACCAUCAUCUCACCUACCGCCUACUCCAGACUAUCAGCGACCCGGAAAAGUAUCCAUCGGUGUGCGGAUAGAGAUGACGAUUCCUGCCCCAGUCGCUCCCAGAUUUUUCUGCGUCCGCCCUUUGCUUGAAUCUGCUGCACGUGACACCCACUCGUGGGCCUUUCUCUGCCUCGCGUUUUUUGUGUGUGUCCAUUUUGCACCACUGCUUCCCCUGGUUGUGCCUGUCCAGUGCAUCUCCUUUUACAGCACAAUGUCGCAUAUCCGACUCGUAUGUGUAACGUGGUCAGAUUGGUGAAAAUGUGGAAAAUGAGUUGCACAACCUAGCACAAAUAGGGGACUGGAAAAAAAUGAAGCGCAGACUCUUGUGAAGGUGGGGAAAUGCUUACCUGUGUACUUUCGAAGUAAGCGAUUGUACGCGAAGUUAACAAUAACAUGACUGCGUGAAACGGUCACAUUUUUUAUCGUCUAGGCAAAUGCGAAUCGCGCCGUGCGCUCAUACUGCACUGGGUGCGGGCGCAUACUUGGUCAUGGCUAAUAUGUGACGGUCGGAUAUGCGACGUACUGUGCCUGCCUUUUAUCCCCCUUCUACAUGCGUCUCGUUUGUCUCCCUGAAUCAUUCUGCCCGUCUCCCCUCGUCCCUUCUCCCAGAGAGUAAACAAUGAAGUUGAGAUCUUAGCGCUGGCCAGCAGCGCUGAACGUUGCCUGGACGGGUGUAACGAGCGAGCAAAGCGCCCACCUGCACUCACUGAGGUUUUACGCGUUCUCUCCCUGCGUCGUUUAUCAAACCGCAGAGAAGAAGGAGCGAUUUGAGUAGACACAAUUUUACCCCUGACCUGACCUCCGUUCUGCUUUGGGUUUAGGUCUGAAUUUGUCGGGCUUAAGAAAAUCCCACAGGUGCAGCAGUGGGUCCUCGAAAUACCGGGGUCAUUCAGAGCUGGAGUGUCCUAGCGUAUCUGAUUUUCUUCGCAAAACUACGUCACUUCCAUGAAGACCCAACAUUGAGCCCAUUUUCAGCUUGUGAUUUUAUUAAGCGCUCGACACAUUCACGUUACGUUAAGCCACAUAGCAUCGAACGUGAAUGUUAUAACGUAACUUUGGAACAACUUAAAUAUGGCAAUUCGGUCUGGAGGUGGGGUGAAGCAGUAAGUGUACAAGGUACACUACAGUAUAGUGCAAUACUAAACUGGGACUGCCUGGCACGUGGCGGCUUGGCACAGCGUGAGGUUAACAGUGGACAGCCGAGUCGGCAUAUCUUUGCUUUUUAUCGUUCAACUCGCCUUUUGCCCGUCCAAGGACCGGGAUGUAUUGCAGUAAAUCUGAAACUUGUACAGACCGCGACGUGAUAUUCAUUGCAUUAAUGCGUGUGCAAUGUGUAAGGGCGCGGUGACACAGACCUAUUUAAUUUUAAGGUAAUAAUCCCUUGCUCAUCAAGACGUCCUUUUUACUUUGAUGUCUCAACAGCGUUACAGAGAUCGCGUGACGUGAGGGUUCUGCCUUUGUAGUGAGGGUUGUAAGUUGACGCCGAGGAUGGGGGAGGAGGCGCCUCGUCCCCCCAUGUGGAGUGACAUCAGCUGCUAAUUAUUAUGAGUGGGGGGUGGGUUUCCAUUUGGAGGACGUCACCUGCUCAUGAAUAUUAAUUAGGGGGGCUGGUCAAUGUGGAGUGACGUCACGAGCGUUAAGGACAGACAUUCCUGGGUGAUUAUAGUCGGUAUAUCUGAAAUUUGGGAGUGCCAUUUUCAAUCUAUUUAAAUGCGGGAAACGGUAUAGCCACCCACACGCUCUUUCAAGGACACACUGCUGUGUUUUGGUUUUGUUGUCGAUGGUUUAUAUUUUUCUUCUUCUGUCCCAUGGCAUGCAUGGCUUUGGGUUUAGAGAUCUUUGUUUAACCCCUAGGUGAGAGGGCAGAUUUUGUCAGCAGUCCAGAAACGAUGAAGAGCCAGCCACUCUGCAUGUUGUCCGCUGGGUUCGUCACCCCCCCCUCCCCCCAUUGGCUCAAGUUAUGCACCAGGAGUGAUCUCACCGCAAGGUCAAGUUCGGCUCGACGCAGCUCAUUUUGGACUCGUCAAUCAAACUUUAUUUGGAGGAGAAAAAAAACGAAAACACAUCUGCAUGAGUGGGAGCGGCUCGAUGCACUCGCCCCAUGGCAGCGGAGCCAGACAAGUCCUCCCGAUGGGACACUGCCACCGAUUUAUAAAUGCACGUGGCCACGUGCGUGUGUGUUUUGAGGUAUGUGGCUCGCAGGGUUUGGAGGUUUUGGGCCCACCCCCGUUUUACCUUUACAAUCGUACAAUACAACCUUAAUGUGUGGAUUGUCUCAAAGAAAUAAUGUCUAAAGAUGCUGAACAACAGUUAUGCUUUUCACAAUAAAACAUCGGUGGACGGGUGUAUUAAACCUGGCAUCGAUCCACACCAGUUGAGACGUUGGCCUCGGCUGUGAGCAGGUCUGGUUAACUUUGCUCCUCUGGCAGUUAUAUUAUAGCAAGUCGAGUGAACUCAUUACAGCAUAGGUUGGCUACGUGCUGUGCGAAAGAAGUUCAACAUACAGACUUAAGCAUUUAGGUAAAUCCACAAUUUCGGAUGUAUAUUCCGUACCCUUUCAAAAGGUGGAUAAUCAUUAGUUUAACCAUUCAGUGGGGUUUUUUUUUGCAUAAAAUAUCAACCAAUUGCGACUUAAUCAAGGGGGAAUGCUCUUAAAAUGUCAAUGUCGGACGUACGAAAAACAAACGGAGUCAUAAGGGAUUUCCUGCUCCAAUGAGCACUGGCCGAUAGAGCCAGUGGUGGAAUUUCCACAUUCCUAUGGCGGGGGCGAGUCUCUUCCAUAGGAUAAUCACUGUUAAUUUCACCACAACGAUUGCGACCCGUUUUAGUGACCUGACGAGGGAUGAUUAGCCGAGUCGACCCACGAGGAUUUUAUUGCCCGUCACAAAACUACAAAUACUGUACUUCCAAAAUGAUUCCCCAUGCGUAUUGUGUUGAAUCUGAAAUUCUGACUGAGAGGUUACCGAAUUUGUGUAAAUACUCUACCUGUCAACCCCUUAUCGGUGCACUUACCUUAUUACUUGACGAUUCAGACCUUAUUGGUCACCCCGUGCCCUUAUAAAUCUCAACGUUCAUCCUACAAAGUACCAUCACAUGGGAGAAACGCAAACAAAUAGACGAAAAAUAUAUAUUUUUCCCCCGUAUUGAUUGUCUGUAUGCCGUAUGGACCUAACAACUGUACAAGAAUACGGGUAAAUCGUAUGGGGUUGACAGGUAUGAACUGCCCAUCUUGGGAAAUUCCACCCACACAAUAGGAAUGUAGGCUAUUGGACGCUUGGUCACACCCGGUGACACUUAACUUCAGUUCAAACUCCCGCCUGUGUUUGUGUUAUUACUACCAGUUGAUAUCCAUCCUGAGACUGUCUAAAUGUUUUCAUUUUUAAGAGGCUCUGUUUAAAAUGGGCUGCACUGCGACACACACUGCACGUGACGCUUGUGCUCACGUUUGUGAUGUACAGCGGUGUAAAAUAUUUUAAAAAAUACUAUUUUCUUCUCACUGUUAAAGUGUUUCAUGAAACUGGUUAUUUCCCCGUUAAAUUGUCUCCCGGUUGCGGAAUGCGUAACCGCAUGGGAUUGGCUGGGUGUGCGCGCGUUCCUGUCAUGUGAUGAUGAUGAUGAUGGUGGAAUGUGGUUAUGGUGAUGUUGAUGAUGCCACUAUUUGAUAUAAAGCCUGUGUAAUGA
Molecule: messenger RNA, 11066 nt
Organism: Lethenteron reissneri (Far Eastern brook lamprey)
Lineage: Eukaryota; Metazoa; Chordata; Hyperoartia; Petromyzontiformes; Petromyzontidae
Product: ubiquitin carboxyl-terminal hydrolase 19-like
Biological process (GO): protein deubiquitination
Molecular function (GO): cysteine-type deubiquitinase activity
Source: RefSeq, a predicted model, not a curated record